Messenger RNA from Amblyraja radiata (thorny skate), 2244 nucleotides. RefSeq names its product coagulation factor C homolog, cochlin (Limulus polyphemus) (gene coch). The transcript is spliced from 12 exons. Lineage: Eukaryota; Metazoa; Chordata; Chondrichthyes; Rajiformes; Rajidae. Bases 168 to 1844 code for a protein of 558 amino acids. The record is from RefSeq and is a predicted model, not a curated record.
CUGGAACGCCUCGGCGUGACGCAAGCGGGCGUAUUUAGGUGAAUUGGAGAAGUUGGGACCGAGGAGUGAAGAUCUUUACUGAUUCCGACAGCACAGGAGACUUGGAAGUGAAGGACAGAUCGCAGCGGCGGUGAAAGUGCCUGUCACCCCUUUCGGAUCAGGAUUCCAUGAGUACCUUCAUCAUGUCUGUCCUAACUCGGGCGAUCGUCAUUCUCGGGACUUUAACAUUGACCUCACCAGCACAGGGAGACCAAGGAACAGUGCCCGUCUCAGUCAACUGCUCCACCAGAGGAACUUACUUCAAGGAGGACCAGGUGGAUGUGCUGUGCCCGCCACGGUGUGCCUAUGCCCAGCUUGCAGUCUGGGGGUCUGGCGUGUAUGCCUCAGUCUCCAGUAUCUGUUCAGCUGCUGUUCACAGUGGUGUGAUUGACAUCAAGGGAGGAGUGGUUCAUCUUCAGAAACUUCCAGGACAGGAAAAUUAUCAGGGUUCCACUGCAAAUGGGAUAAGGUCCUCAUCGCUUACUCGAUGGAUGAGCUCCUUCUCGGUCUCCAAAAUGGAGAGGAUAGGUCUUGAAGUAUCUGGACAGCCAAGAGCAACUGUUGUUCCAACUGCACGGGCUAUAAAGAAAAAAACUGGAAAAAGUAGGAAAAAGAAUUCAAAACCGAUAAACAAAGAGUGCAAGGUCGAUAUUGCUUUCUUAAUAGAUGGGAGCUGGAACCUUGGUAAACGCAGAUUUAACCUACAGAAGAAUUUUAUCACUAGAGUCAGCAACUUGCUUGGCAUUGGACCAGAAGGGCCACUUGUUGGCAUUGUGCAAAUCAGUGACAAUCCUAAAACAGAGUUCAUGUUGAAGGACAACAUGAAUUCAAGAGAUCUCACUGCUGCCAUUAAAAAUGUGACAUACAGAGGAGGCAACAGCUAUGUUGGCAAGGCAUUGAUGCAUACAACUGAGGGCUUCUUCACCGCCAGCAAGGGGACACGGACUGGAUAUCCAAAGGUUGUCGUUAUCUUAGUGGAUGGAUGGCCCUCGGAUGAUGUGGACAGUGCUGCAAAUCAAGCCAGAGAAUCUGGUAUUAAUGUCUUUAUUGUCUCAGUUGCAAAAGCCCUUCCUGAAGAGCAAAAGAUGGUGUUCGAUCCAAAUUACGCAGAAAAGAUUGUUUGCAAAAACAAUGGAGCAUAUUCUUACGCUAUCCCAAAUUGGUUUGGUAUGUACAAGUUCAUAAAGCCUCUAGCACAAAGGAUGUGCUCUUACAACCAGAUGGCAUGCAGUAGAACAUGUCAUAAUUCAGUCAACCUUGCCUUCCUAAUUGAUGGAUCGAGCAGCGUUGGGGACAACAAUUUCCGCACUGUUUUAAACUUCAUCACUGAAAUCGUGAAGCCCUUUGACAUUCACCAGAUUGGUUCAAGAGUUGGUGCUGUUCAGUUCACAUAUGACCAGAGAACUGAAUUUGAUUUUGAUGCCCAUGUAACAAAGGAUGAUGUGCUCAAUGCCAUCAGUAGCAUCCGUUACUGGAGUGGGGGCACAGCCACUGGAGAAGCAAUUGCACACACCACGAAGAACCUCUUCGGAAAAAUUAAGAACAACAACGUAAAUGUGCUGAUUGUCAUUACUGAUGGUCAAUCUUACGAUAAUGUUGCAAGUCCAGCGACUGCGGCGCAUCAAGCAGGUGUCGUAAUUUAUUCAGUUGGAAUUUCAUGGGCAAUGCAAAAUGAACUCAAAGCGAUGGCUUCAGAACCCAAAGAUUCGCAUACUUUCUUUGCAAAUGAUUUCCCGGUUGUUAAUAAGUUGGUGCCUGAUAUUCUUAAAGGAAUUUGCAACGAUUACUCACUGAGAGCGAUGUAAACCAACAGCUGCCUUCAUAUUCAAAUGUUUACCAACAACAUAUUAGAUCUCUUCUGACAAUACUAACAAACAUGCUCGUGCAAUAUUUUGUAGAAAUCUAGGCCUGAAUAUUAACAAACAAUCCUGCCUGUGUUAUUACUCUGACAAUCUAUCCAAAUUGACAGCAGGAUUGGAAAAGCUUAAUCCAUUGCAUUUAUAAACAGCUAAUGUUUGAGGAAAAUGUUAUUGCGGGUUCAGUGAAUGUAUCGGAAAAACAUUGUUGGCCAUUUGAUUUCAGUGACAAGUAACCUCAGUUAAAACUAAAUACAAAAUGCAUUUAAUGUGUUUUGUUUGCUUCAAUGUUAUGUAACCUACUCUGCAAAAUAUCUUAGUUUUCAAUAAAUCCCAGUCUAUUAUUACA